Messenger RNA from Gracilinanus agilis (Agile Gracile Mouse Opossum), 2828 nucleotides. It is a transcript of the gene PRSS36, whose product is annotated as serine protease 36. The record is from RefSeq and is a predicted model, not a curated record. Gene Ontology annotation, biological process: proteolysis. NCBI's taxonomy places the organism in Eukaryota, Metazoa, Chordata, Mammalia, Didelphimorphia, Didelphidae. Bases 1 to 2544 code for a protein of 847 amino acids. The transcript is spliced from 14 exons. Gene Ontology annotation, molecular function: serine-type endopeptidase activity.
AUGUCCCGAAUUCUGCUUGUUCUUCUGCUUUUGGCGUCCCAAAAUGCCCCUGGAAAAACAGAAGAAUCAGAGUGUGGUCGACCCCAGCGGCCGCAGAGCCGAAUCGUGGGUGGUUCUGAUGCCUUGGAGGGAGACUGGCCGUGGCAAGUUGGCUUGUACUGGUGGGGGAUGUUCCUUUGUGGUGGCUCCCUCAUCUCCGAGUACUGGGUCCUGACUGCAGCCCACUGUGUGGUAUUGAACAGUACUGUGGAGCCCCCGGAGGCGUACAAGGUGUCUCUGGGCACCCACCAUGAGAUGCCUGGAUCCAUCAGAAACGUGAAGAACGUGUCCGAGAUCCUGAUUCACGAGGACUUUUCCCGACUCACGUUAUUAGCAGACAUAGCUCUGAUGCGGCUCUCUGAGCCCGCCAACUUCAGCGACCUAGUGCAGCCUGUCUGCCUGCCCCAGGCCACUCACCACUUCCCCCACGGAGCCUCCUGCUGGGCCACGGGCUGGGGAACCCCCACAGAAAAAAAAGUAACUCUCAGACCCCCCAGGACCCUCCAGCAGGUAGAACUAAAGAUUUUUGGAGAGAAGGCCUGCCAGUGUCUGUUUGACCACAGUCCAAUUGAACACAACUUAACUUUGGACCUUGAUUAUGGGAUGAUGUGUGCAGGCUCCCUUGGAGGUGGGAAGGAUACCUGCCAGGGGGACUCUGGAGGCCCGCUGGUCUGUAAGGAAGGAGACCAAUGGUUCCUGGCUGGAAUCACCAGCUUUGGCUUUGGUUGUGGGAGAAGAAAUAAGCUGGGGGUUUUCACAGCUGUGACAAACUACGAAUCCUGGAUCCGGGAAAGGGUGACUGGACAUAAGGUUGCCUUCCCCCCACAACUCGAACCUCUCCUACCUGAUUUGCCAGAGUAUUCUUUUGGGAACUGCACCCCUGCCUUGCCAGAAUGUGGAAGGGCCCAACAGCCUGGUCUUUGGCCUUGGAAGGCUAUGGUGGUUAGCCCAAGAUUCAAGCCCUGCCAUGGAGUAUUGGUGUCAGAGAACUGGGUCCUUGUGCCGGCCAGCUGCUUUCAGGGCCUGGACCUAAACAAGAUGGACUUCGAGGCAGUACUUCCACCCAAGGCCAUGAGGGUACCUGUUACCCAAAUUGUGUUACAUGUAAACUCUACCAAGGAUUAUGAUUAUGACCUGGCCUUGCUGGAGCUAGGAGUGCCUGUGAAGAAGAAUGAAACCAGGCCUGUGUGCUUGCCCAUGGAGGACCACUACUUUGUGCCUGGGAGCCAAUGCCACCUCGCCCAGUGGGGUCCGGGAGAGCCACCUCCUGUUGCUGAUUCUUUGCUGGAGUCUGAGCUGAUGUCCAACUGGUGGUGUCAUUGCCUUCACAACCAGAAGGGGGAGGUUGUGCCCAAGCCUAGAAAAAAUCCCUUAAUCCUGUGUCCGCAGUACCGCCUUGAGGAGGACACCGACCGUUGUUGGAUGGGAAGCCGUUGGAGCCUCCUAUGCCAAGAAUCUGGGUACUGGUUUCUGGCAGCUGUUUCAGUGCCCCCAGAAAACUGUCUCCGACCUCAGAUCUUCUCCCCACUACAACCUCAUGAGUUCUGGAUCAGGAAUAUUACCAUUAACGCCAACAUGGAGGAGCAACUGAAUUGGAACUGGGAACCUGAAAAAUCAAGAUUAGGAGAGACAGAGCUAAUUGAGAACUUGAUCCGAAAUACCUGUCCUUUUAUUAGCACCCCUAGAGUUUGUGGCCUUAGACAAAUGGAUGUUGAUUCAUGGCCUUGGAUGGCAGAAGUGCAUGGAACCAGGGGUGGAAUCUGCAUGGGCAUCCUGGUGAGCCCUCGUUGGAUCCUAGCAGCUAGUCACUGUGUGACAAGGCAGGCCUAUGCGGAAUCUAGUCUUCGAGUUUACCUGGGCAGGGCAGGGUCCAAAUCCACUGCCCAGGGCUUCCAGGUGUCAAGAUUGGUCAGAAACAUUCAACUACCCUCCAUUGUGGGAUCCGGAGCACCUCUAAUCUUACUGGAGCUAGACACCAGAGUAGAGCCUUCCCCCAUUGCCCUGCCUGUCUGUCUUCAUGCUAAACCUGCCCUACCUGGGACAAACUGCUUGGUGCUAGGCUGGAAAGACAACAGAGUCCCCUUGGCUGUUGAAGUCUACAUCUUGCCCCCUGGACUUUGCCACUGCUUCUACCAGGGUGAGCUGCCCUAUGGAACCAUCUGUGUCAAGUAUUCUGAAAAGACAGAGGACAGAUUUCAGGUGGAUUCAACACCAGCUCUCAUGUGCCAAGAACAAGGCACCUGGGUUCUACUUGGCCUAGCCUUAAAGGGAAGCAGGAAGCUAUUUGCCCCAGUGGGGCCCCUAGAGUCUUGGAUCUCACACACUGUAGGGGAAGCAUCCUUUUUGGAACAAGCAUCCUUUUCCCACGGGUCUGACUUCACGCCACAGAGUGACUGGGACCGUUGUCCUCCAGGCCUGAGCCCUCCAACUCUGAGUGGGGCCUCAACACCUUCAAAAGCUGCUCUGUUACUGUUAUUCCUUCUCUUUCUCCUACUUGGAGUCUGAGGACCAAGGAGAGAAGAUGCAAAUGUACCCAUUUCUUUUUUCCCUCCCAUUUUCAUCUGUUAAGUCAUAAGUGGCUACUCCUGCUGGAAUGUGCCCAGACCAGUUCCAGGCUGGGAACCUCAAAAGCUCCCCCCCCCCAACCCCCCACCCCCCACAUACACACACACCUCCCUCAAGGAGGAUGAUGGUGAUGGUGACUAACUGCCAACCCUGGGUGUCUAAUUGGACUGCUAAUUUGAGCCAAGGAAUCCUGGGGGUGGAGUGAAUACCUGGGCAAUAAACAC